AGCCGAGAGCCUAGCGUCGAGCCACGAUUAGUAUACCGCCAGGCCAGGACUGUAGGUGAAGCGACAGCCGGGAACGUUCGUCAGGCCCAACAACAGCUCGAACCUCUGUCCGAAGGUCCUAGUGAGAUGGCAGAUAACGACGGCCGUCAACAGUCGGCAGCAUCUGAAGAUGAGGAGGUCUUCGACUCCGACUCUGCACCGAUAGAAACAUUCUCUCAGACUGAACUACAGCGACUCAACCCUGUCGAAAUGGAAAGCAAUUUGGAAGAGCUCAACGGACGAGCCAGAAGACUUCUUGGUAGCUUCAAAACGCGCACCGGACAACCCAACGAGCUACAGUCACUCAUCCGCGAAUUGCAAGAUCCUGGUUCAAAUCAAAGACAGAGGGCAGAUGAUUGCCGGGAUGCACUGGAACUCACGCGAGCAGUGUUCACUCGUGGUGCAGAAUACCUCAAACUUGACACCAUUCUUCGCGGCUUACUAAGAAAACGAAACACACAGCCAUUGCCUAAAGCCCCCCGUCCCUGGAGACCAGAUGAUGUGAUCUGCAAAGCAAACCUAGCUAUCUUCGUGCAUACCAUCAUGACACAGUCUUUCAACGAAGGUCUCGUAGAUGCCUUGUUGUCUCUCGACGAGUCCUUCCCCUCACUUUUUGUGGUUGGAUUCACUAGACCUGGAGCUCGAAUGCAGGCAGGCUACAGCGCACUUAUCAAAGCCACAUUCGAAUUCGCUCUGGAACUUAGGACGCAAGUACUUGCUGGUAUGCUCAAUGCUGACAUGUCUCAAGAUGCAGCUGCAGAGAUGAUCCAGAACGCAAUGCUCAAUUUCAACAAGAAUCCCGAUAAGUAUGGGGAUGACUUGGAAGGCGUUCUGAGUCUCCAAACUGCUCUUUCAAGCAACAGCCAUGCUAAAGGAUGGGACAUGCUCGACCCUCAUGCUUUUGGAACCAACGAGUAUGCCGACAUGAUCAUGCAACGCACUGAAGAGAUCAGACGACUACUUUUCAGUGAUAUCGAAAAUCCCUUCGCUAGCACGUCGGAGAGCUUGGAAUCUGGCUUGACCAAAUUGCGAGAAGAAUUCCCUCAAGAGCGAUUCCGGAAACACCUCUUGCGAUGGACCAACUUGCGCCUCUCGGAGAUCGAUAGUAGUAUCAAAAGAUUAGGUGGUAUAGAUGAGAUUGUCACUGCCUUGGAGGAUGAAAUCAGGCAACGUCUUGACAAUCCAGACGCAUACAACGAUGAGCAUCUGAAUCGGGCAGCAUCACCAAGCCUCGAAUUUAAUGCUCCUGCGAUACAAAACAAUGCUCCAUCAGUACCAACUUCAAGCACAAAGGUAGCGGCAAGACCAUCGGUUCUAUUCAGGGGCCGUCCAAACACAUCUGCUAGUGCUCCAACACCCUCUACUGCACGUGAAGAGCCGAUCCCAAACACAGCACAAAACGACGAUCAAGUCGCUGACGACGCAACGUCAUCCGCUGUUCUGACACAGGACCGUCCCAGAUUGACCGGGAAGCUGGCGAGAGCAAACGCACUUGACGAACAAGAACGUCGAAAACGGAGAUUCAUCGAUGAACAAGCCAAUGGUGUGAGAAUCGUCGAUGACAUACUCAAUUCUCAGCCUUCGGUUAGACAAGAGAUGGAAAUUGACCCAGUACUGGAGGGCGAUGUGCAAGACCCGAGUGAGGAUGAGGGCUUUCAAGUAGACCAGCGUAAUCUUGCUGGUCGCAGACCUGCACCAAGACCAUCAGCUGCGCUCAGACAAACCCCAGCUCCAACAGAGAGCACACAGCCAGCACGUCGACGCGACAGGACUCCUGAGCAUGACAGUCCAAACAAGCGACAGCGAAGAAACCCUGGUCAGUCCAUCGUAACCUUUCGAUCUACUGGAGACGAUGUUGUAGACUCCUUCAAUCUCGCAUCUGUACGCACUCGGCAGAUCAAUGCAGCGACCAUCAAACCACAAAGAGGACGCAAACCAUGGACUGACGAUGAAGUGGGAGCUCUACUCAGAUUGAUCAGAGAUCACGGUAUAUCCUUCGCUUUCAUCAAGAGCAUCGAUGAAGGGAAGGUCAAUCCAGAACUCGAGGAUCGAACAGCCGAAGACAUUCGCUUCAAAGCUAGAGAGAUCAAGCGGCCCCUUCCUGAGAACUUGGGACACGUCCCCUUGGGCAAGAAGGAGAUUGAGAAAGUCAAGCAGCACGUCCCCUACGAGCAGAAACCUCUACGUGCGCGUGCUCGCAUCGCUUCGAUUUCGCCGAGACCAUCAGCAGAGUAG
Molecule: messenger RNA, 2274 nt
Organism: Aureobasidium musti
Lineage: Eukaryota; Fungi; Ascomycota; Dothideomycetes; Dothideales; Saccotheciaceae
Source: the annotation of a GenBank genome assembly